AUCACCUUAAUUUGUUCUCGAAAUAGCAAAGUACAAUAAUGUUGUACACAAUAUUGUUAUUGGUUUUUGGCGUCCAGUUUUUCAUUCCUCAAUUAUUUGCUUUCCCAAUUCCCGAUCUGUACACGGGAUUUUCCAAACUCAAUCUUCCAGUACCUGGACCUUUUGGUCCCGAUUCAGUUUCCCGAGAUCCAAAUAAUCAAGGUCCCUAUGUGGGUGUUAGUGAUGGCAGAAUUCUCAAGUACAAUGGCACGGAUUUCGUGGAUUUUGCUUACCUUUCACCAAACAGGUCAAAACAGUUAUGUGAUGGAGUGACAAACCUAAGUUUGGGUCCUGUCUGCGGAAGGCCAUUAGGUUUUAGUUUUGACCCGAUUUUUGGUUAUCUUUACAUUGUGGGUGCUUAUGGUGGAUUCUAUAGAGUUGGCCCCCAAGGUGGACAAGCCACGUUACUUGCUACUAGUGCAAAUGGCGUAACGUUCAACUUUCUCAAUGGAUGCGAGUUUGAUAAACUCAGAAGAGUUGUUUACUUCACCGAUGCCAGUCUGGUAUACAAUUUUACGGAUGCUAGCUUAGGAAUCCCAGCUCCUCCAGGGGAUUCAAGUGGAAGAUUAUUAGAAUAUAACACCGUAACCGGAGAAGUAAGAGAAUUAUUGAGGAACAUUCCUCGUCCGGGAGGACCAGCAGUUAGUUCAGACAGCUCGUUUAUUGUGUACGGUUCUUUCACCACUCAAAAGGUUUACAAAUAUUAUCUGAUAGGGCCAAAAGCAGGAGCAUCCGAAGUUCUGAUUAAUAGUUUACUAGGUUUUCCGGUCAAAAUCAAGAGAGCCCCGGAAUUCGGAUUGUUUUGGGGGACAGCAAACGUGAUUGUUCAACAGCAACCUCGUUUGACUAAUGGAUAUGGAUACAAGUUCAAUUCACAGGGUGACAUAAUUAUUCUUAAGAAUUUUACUGCGGAAUACGGCAAUGCUCAAAUUAAUGUUGUGCAAGAGUACUCUGAUGUUAUACAGGGAGCAACCUUAUAUGUUGGCUCACGCUCACGAAGUGUUAAUUAUGUUGGCGUGUAUACAAAAUGGAGAUGAUCAUUACUUGGCCACCAUUUUGUCUAUAAUAAAAUUACAUAUGACCCUUGUACUAUAAAAUUAUGUGAAGUAAAUAAUGGUCUUGUAAUGGCUUCUUUCAAUAAAUUUGUGAGCUAGCUUUACAUAGACUCACUAUUUUUAGUAAGAGAAGCUGGUUUUACAUUUAUAUGCAAUGUUGG
Oldenlandia corymbosa var. corymbosa is the source of this 1255-nucleotide messenger RNA. The record is from the annotation of a GenBank genome assembly. Lineage: Eukaryota; Viridiplantae; Streptophyta; Magnoliopsida; Gentianales; Rubiaceae.